AUGGCCCGUGAACGACCAGGACGCGCUGCGAAGCAGAGGAUCGAUUACAAUCUCAACACCCUGUCCAAGAAAUCCGCUCAGAAGGUCGAUGAAGACACCCCUGCGCCCAGAAAAGCCGCACCUAAGAAACGGGCUGCAGCCAAGAAGGCUCCAGCACCCAGGGGCAAGGGCAAAGACAACCCCGCCACUACCCCGGCAGCAAACAUUAGUAAAGCCCGCAAGUCCAGAGCCACAGCUAGAGGCAAAGACAAGGGAAAAGAGCAAAGCGAGCCAGCAGAACAGGCUGAUAGUCCUCUCUCUCCUGAAUUGACCGGCGCUCAGUUGAAGCACAUGGCCAAUGACCUGAAGAAUAAGAAGAAGUCGAAGCCCCCGCCGAAGCCUAAGGCGCAGGAAAAGAAGAAAGAUAAGUUCAAGAGUGUGGCUGAGGGAAGGGUUGAGAAGAAGAGGGAAAUGGCGACGAAGACGGCAGUUAAGACGGCUGCGGGUACGAAGGAGCCAAAGAAGACAAAGCCGAAGAAGAGAAGCAAGAAGGUGGUCUAUGAGAAUGAGGACGAGGAUGAGGACGAGGACGAGGAUGUGUGA
Molecule: messenger RNA, 582 nt
Organism: Parastagonospora nodorum SN15
Lineage: Eukaryota; Fungi; Ascomycota; Dothideomycetes; Pleosporales; Phaeosphaeriaceae
Exons: 1
Coding region: 1-582 (193 amino acids)
Source: RefSeq, a predicted model, not a curated record